UCGCAACCUGCGAAAGGUUUAGGAGGUCCGCCCAAUGCCAUUCUAUCCCAGCAAGGUCAAUGCGGGCUGAGGUCGAGCUGGGACUGUGCUUUGAUGCUUUGAGACAAUCAAGAAACAAUGCCACUUUACGACAAUCUUUGACUUGCCGUGGCCCGCACGGGAUCGAUCGUUACUCCGUUCUACUUCCCAUUGUAGUCAACGACUCAACUCAGUUGUUGGAAGCAAAACAAGCGUACAUCGGGAAACCCACAAAUGUAUUUAACCGUGGUGCCUCUUUUGUUCGUUCAUUUCUCCUCUUCACUUCCGUCCUGUGGACCCCAUUCUCGUCUUCUCUGCGCCUCCCUUCGCUUUGGUCGAUUUGCUUCACUCGUUAUUUACAGCCUAGCCUUAAGUUUGCCUUGAUUACUUCCUUUUCUUCUACGUCUUCUGUUCGCCAUCAUGCUUGCAUCGGCUCUCUUGUUCUUGAUUGCUAUUUUUGCUUCUUUUUCUCCUGUCUACGCGGGUCUCAGCGAACGCAUACAUCAAGUUGUUCCUCAGCGCCGCCAUCAUCACCGCAAUUUGUAUGGACACCCAUAUAAGCGCUCUUCUGUGCCACCUGGUCCUUGCGGCCCCAAGAAGGGCAAAAACGAGACUAGAAUUGUCACUCCUACCACUUCUUCCACUGCUCCCAAGUCCACUCCAUCCAAACCUGCCGACAAUACCACCGACACUUACCAGGGUCAUAUCGCCGCACAAAAGAACCCCAAGAAUGGCGGUACUUACAAGCUUAUCGAUAUGUAUAAUGGCAAUAAUUUCUUUGACGGUUUUGAUUUCUUCAACCUCCGUGAUCCUACUCAUGGUCUCGUCAAUUACCUUGGCCGUACGGACGCCAUGAAGAAGCGCCUUGCGUAUGUUGAUAAUGGUGUUGUGGUAAUGAAGGUCGACGAUACCACUCCUGGCCACAAGCUGCGACAUGGGAAGCGUGACAGUGUUCGCAUCGCCACUAAGAAGCGGUAUGGUGGAGGUUUGUUUGUUCUGGACAUUGGUUCCAUGCCAUAUGGUGACUCGGUUUGGCCUGCAUUUUGGACCGUCGGCAAGGGUUGGCCGCACAAUGGCGAGAUCGACAUUAUCGAAGGUGCGAACCUGGCCACCCGAAAUCAAUACACGCUUCAUACCGGUCCCGGAUGCGCCAUUGAUACGUCCCCCUCUGUCCUUUCUGAGGCUCUCAUCGGGAACGUGGGCAAUAAACAAUGUGGUUCCACGAAAGACAGUAAUGAGGGGUGUGCUUUCCGCGAUUCGGAGGAUACCUCAUACGGGACAGGACUCAAAAAUGCCGGGGGAGGUGUCUUUGCCAUGCUCUGGGACUCUCAUGCCAUCCGGAUUUGGCGAUUCACACCAGAUAACGUGCCGAGCGACUUGAAAAGCCAAACGCCCAAUCCAAACUCGUGGGACAAAAAGUUCCUCAGAGCUCAUUGGGCUUCGUCGACAUGCGAUAUUCAGAAGCAUUUCAAGGGUCAUGCGAUCACGUUCAAUAUCGCGCUCUGUGGCGAUCUGGCAGAUGCGGCGCAUAAGGGUGGGGGUGCUGCUUGUGCCGCUGUAGUGAGGGAUCCGGGCAACUUGAAGAAUGCGGUUUGGAAGAUUAACAGUUUGCAAGUUUAUCAGUGAUUAAUCUUCC
Molecule: messenger RNA, 1654 nt
Organism: Cantharellus anzutake
Lineage: Eukaryota; Fungi; Basidiomycota; Agaricomycetes; Cantharellales; Hydnaceae
Product: concanavalin A-like lectin/glucanase domain-containing protein
Exons: 3
Coding region: 439-1644 (401 amino acids)
Biological process (GO): glucan catabolic process
Molecular function (GO): hydrolase activity, hydrolyzing O-glycosyl compounds
Source: RefSeq, a predicted model, not a curated record